Messenger RNA from Sorex fumeus (smoky shrew), 813 nucleotides. Its product is annotated as 14-3-3 protein zeta/delta-like. The record is from RefSeq and is a predicted model, not a curated record. Gene Ontology annotation, biological process: signal transduction. NCBI's taxonomy places the organism in Eukaryota, Metazoa, Chordata, Mammalia, Eulipotyphla, Soricidae. Gene Ontology annotation, cellular component: cytoplasm. The transcript has 2 exons.
GAGGGAGUGAAAGCUGCUGGAGGCAGUGGGGUGAGCUGAGAACAACAUCCAGUCAUGGAUAAAAAUGAGCUGGUGCAGAAGGCCAAACUGGCAGAGCAAGCUGAGAGGUAUGAUGACAUGGCAUCCUGCAUGACGUAUGUAAUUGAGCAAGGAGCUGAGUUAUCCAAUGAGGAGAGGAAUCUUCUCUCCAUUGCUUAUAAAAAUAUUGUAGAAGCCCUUAGGUCUUCUUGUAGAGUCAUGUCAAGUAUUGAGCAAAAGACAAAAGGUGCAGAGGGAAAGCAGAUGGCCCUAGAAUACAGAGAGAAAAUUGAGACUGAGCUGAGAGAUAUCUGCAAUGAUGUACUGUCUCUUUUGGAAAAGUUUUUGAUCCCCAUUGCUUCACAAGCUGAGAGCAAAGUCUUCUAUUUGAAAAUGAAAGGAGACUACUACCGUUACUUGGCAGAGGUUGCUGCUGUUGAUGAGAAGAAAGGGAUUAUGGAUCAGUCACUACAAGCAUACCAAGAAAUUUUUAGUGUUUUUUUCCCAUGAAGUUUUUAAAUCAGCAAAAAGAAAGUGCAGCCAACGCAGGUCAGAUUGGGUCUGACCCUUAACUUCUCUGUGUCCUAUUACGAGAUUCUGAAUGCUCUGGAGAAAGCCUGCUCUCUUACACAGACAGCUUUUGAUGAAGCCUUUGCUGAACUUGGUACAUUAAGUAUAGAAUCGUACAGAAACAGCAUGAAAAUAAUGCAGUUACUGAGAGACAAAAACUUGACAUUGUGGAUAUCGGAAAUCCAAGGAGAUGAAGCUGAAGCAGAAGAAGGAGGGGAGAAUUAA